Acanthisitta chloris (rifleman) is the source of this 321-nucleotide messenger RNA. RefSeq names its product apovitellenin-1. NCBI's taxonomy places the organism in Eukaryota, Metazoa, Chordata, Aves, Passeriformes, Acanthisittidae. Gene Ontology annotation, cellular component: chylomicron. The record is from RefSeq and is a predicted model, not a curated record. The transcript has 3 exons. The coding region runs from base 1 to 321 and encodes 106 amino acids. Gene Ontology annotation, biological process: lipid metabolic process. Gene Ontology annotation, molecular function: enzyme inhibitor activity.
AUGCUGCAAUCCAGGGUACUGGUGAUAGCUCUGAUUCUGCUCCUUAGCACCACUGUCCCUGAAGUGCACUCAAAGUCCAUCUUUGAGAAAGACCGUCGUGACUGGCUGGUGAUCCCUGAUGCAGUUGCAUCUUAUGUCUAUGAAGCUGUGAACAAGGUGUCCCCUAAAGUCGGUCAGUUUUUGGCGGAUGCUGCCCAGACUCCCGCGGUUGUUUCAACCAGGAACUUCCUCAUCAGAGAAACAACUAAACUCAGUAUAAUGGCUGAACAGCUGAUUGAAAAAAUAAAGAACCUGUGGUACACAAAAGUCCUAGGCUACUAG